GGUUUCAAUGUUAUUCUGGUGGCGCUUCAGUCGUUGUUCAUUUCUGUUGAUCACUCAUCUUAAUUGUGGUUAAUUGUUUUAACUGGUAGAAUAAUUUUUAAUUGAAUUAAUUUAUUUUAACUAAAUUAUAAUGUUACGUUUAAUCCAAAGAAUCAAGCCCAACAAUGUGCGAGUAUUGAAAGAGAUUGAAAAAAGACAACAAAGAAAUGUCCAUAUCUCUGGUGAAAGGAGAAAAUGUUUCCCUAAAUCUGCCUCUAUCUCAAAGGACUAUCCGGUUGUUGAUCAUACAUUUGAUGCUGUUGUUGUUGGUGCUGGUGGGGCCGGUUUGAGGGCAGCUUUUGGACUUGUGGAGGAAGGUUUUUCGACUGCUGUGAUUACUAAAUUAUUUCCCACUCGUAGUCACACUGUUGCUGCUCAAGGAGGUAUCAAUGCAGCCUUGGGGAAUAUGGAACCAGACAAUUGGAGGUGGCAUAUGUAUGACACCGUCAAAGGAUCAGAUUGGUUGGGUGAUCAAGAUGCGAUUCAUUACAUGACAGAAGCUCCUCAUGCCGUAAUUGAGUUGGAAAACUAUGGUAUGCCUUUUAGUCGAACCUCUGAAGGUAAAAUCUAUCAGAGAGCAUUUGGAGGGCAAUCUUACAAUUUCGGCAAAGGUGGACAAGCUCAUCGAUGUUGUUGUGUAGCGGAUCGAACUGGACACUCUUUGCUCCACACUCUUUACGGUCAAUCAUUGAGAUAUGAUUGUAAAUAUUUCGUUGAAUUUUUCGCACUUGAUUUACUCAUGGAGAAAGGUGAAUGUGUCGGAGUAAUUGCUCUUAAUCUUGAAGAUGGAACCCUUCAUCGAUUCAGAGCUAAGAAUACUGUCUUGGCCACCGGGGGAUAUGGAAGAGCCUAUUUCUCAUGUACCUCAGCUCAUACAUGUACUGGUGACGGAACUGCAAUGGUUACCCGAGCUGGAUUACCUUCAGAAGAUCUAGAAUUUAUCCAAUUCCACCCUACUGGAAUCUAUGGAGCUGGUUGUCUUAUCACCGAAGGAUGUCGUGGUGAAGGAGGUUUCUUAGUAAAUUCUGAAGGUGAAAGAUUUAUGGAGCGAUAUGCUCCAGUUGCUAAGGAUCUUGCCUCUCGAGACGUUGUCUCUCGUGCGAUGACAAUUGAGAUUCGUGAAGGAAGAGGAUGUGGCCCAGAUAAAGAUCAUGUUUACCUUCAACUUCAUCAUUUACCUGCUGAACAAUUGGCAACUCGAUUACCUGGUAUUUCAGAAACAGCGAUGAUCUUUGCUGGUGUCGAUGUAACCAAAGAACCUAUUCCCGUUCUCCCAACCGUUCACUAUAAUAUGGGUGGCAUUCCAACUAAUUAUAAAGGUCAAGUGAUAAACUAUGAUGAGAAAAACGGUGAUCGAGUAAUACCUGGUCUAUAUGCCGCUGGAGAGGCCGCUUGUGCCUCAGUACAUGGAGCAAACAGAUUAGGUGCCAAUUCCUUAUUGGAUUUGGUUGUUUUCGGACGAGCCUGUGCAAAGACCAUUGCCGAAGAAAAUAAACCAGGAGAAUCGAUCCACGAACUUAGUAUUAAUUCAGGAGAAUCAUCAGUAGCUAAUCUCGAUAAAAUUCGACACUCAAAUGGAUCCAUACCAACGGCUAAUUUACGAUUAAAGAUGCAAAAGACCAUGCAAACUAAUGCAGCGGUUUUCCGAACCGGAGAAGUGCUCAAAGAAGGAGUUAAAUUAAUCGACGAAUGCUACAAGCAACUUCCCGAUGUAGCUAUCAAAGAUAGAGGAAUGAUCUGGAAUACUGAUCUGGUUGAGACCUUGGAAUUACAGAAUCUAAUGUUAAACGCUCGAAUGACUAUGUACAGUGCUGAGGCUCGAAAAGAAUCUCGAGGAGCUCAUGCUCGAGAAGAUUUCAAAGAUAGAAUCGAUGAAUUUGAUUAUUCGAAACCAUUGGAAAACCAAUCAAAGAAACCAUUUAAUCAACACUGGAGGAAACAUACACUCUCUUGGAUUCACCCUGAUGGAAAAGUUGAAUUAGUUUAUCGACCAGUAAUCGAUGAGACACUCGAUAAAGAGUGUAACACUGUUCCACCCGCUAUUCGAGCCUACUAAAUUUACCGUUAACAGGCAGACAUGCAAAUCCUUUAAUAGUUAAUCUGUUAAUAUUUAUAACAAAACAUUGGUAAACAUGAAGCAAUCAUAAUUAAAUCAAUACAACCACCACCAAUAAAGAUUAUAAUUAUACUUUAA
This is a messenger RNA of Panonychus citri (citrus red mite), 2233 nucleotides long. It is a transcript of the gene SdhA, whose product is annotated as succinate dehydrogenase [ubiquinone] flavoprotein subunit, mitochondrial-like. Gene Ontology annotation, molecular function: flavin adenine dinucleotide binding; electron transfer activity; succinate dehydrogenase (quinone) activity. The record is from RefSeq and is a predicted model, not a curated record. Lineage: Eukaryota; Metazoa; Arthropoda; Arachnida; Trombidiformes; Tetranychidae. Gene Ontology annotation, biological process: mitochondrial electron transport, succinate to ubiquinone; tricarboxylic acid cycle.